AUGGCUUUUGGAAGAAAGAAGGCCGAGUUAGAGCGCCAAAAUGCGCAGCUGAAGCAGCAGCUGGCUGCCUCGCGACAGACGCCUGCGGCUGGUACGAUGGCGCCGUCAGGGCAGCGCCCGGAAGUGUCUUGGUCUAACGCUCAGCAGACUUUGUACGUCAAAUAUACCCCGACGGUGGCUAUUCAGCCGCCGACUACCUCAGUGGUCAUGCAGCAGCCGCCCGCGGCCACCCCAGUGGUCAUGCAACGGCCGACGGCUACCCCAGUGGUUCUGCAGCCGUCGGACCUGCAAUCAACUCCCAGGGCACUCGGGCACGCAGUGUCGCUCCCUGUUCAAGCUCACAUGCCCGUCCAAGCAUCUAACCUAUCACAGGCGUAUCCCGCCGCUCAGAUGUACUCUGCCGGUCAGGCGUACUCUGCUCCUCCGACGUACCCUAUUACACAAUGCCAGCUUGCCUCCAGCUGCCAGAGCUGCCUCCAGGGGGGCAACUGUCAGCAGGCCACCGGAGGAGAGUAUGCCAUGAUGGGCGCUGUCGGCAGCGCUCCAGGCUGCUGCACAGCGACCUGUUGUGCCCACACCUGCAAAUGCAAACGCAGCCGCCCAGCCGGCCGCCGCUGCAAAUGUGGACGCCCUUGCAUCUGUUCAGAUAGCAACUAA
Messenger RNA from Gregarina niphandrodes, 657 nucleotides. RefSeq lists its product as hypothetical. The transcript has a single exon. Bases 1 to 657 code for a protein of 218 amino acids. The record is from RefSeq and is a predicted model, not a curated record. NCBI's taxonomy places the organism in Eukaryota, Apicomplexa, Conoidasida, Eugregarinorida, Gregarinidae.